AUGCCUUACCUCUCGAAGGAGGAGGUCCAAUUCGCAAUCAACCGUCUACCACCUAUCAUUAAAGAAAGCACUAAGAUCAAACCCAAAUCUUUGGCCAAACGAGUCCUGACGAAGCCUACAAUCUAUAUCUUGACCAUGUUCUCCGUCUUGUCAGCGAUGAUAGAGGCGUUUGCAUUCCAGGGUUGCUUCCUGCUCUGGAUGAAGCAUUUUGAAGACAAAUUCCCCCAAUCAGCCGUCACUACGUACCCUCUUGGUAUACAGGCGGUUGCCAUCUUGUCAAUGAUCCUUGCUGGAGUGUAUAUGGACAAGACAAGACGAAACGUGGAGGUCGGUAUUCUAACCGGUCUUCUCCAGCUGAUAUGUGGAGCGAUGCUGGUCGUUCCCUCACUCCCCACCGGUGGAACAUUCUUUGCCUUCUAUCUCAGCGGUACGUCGUUUAUGGUGAAUCCACUUCUCUACGGGUGGGGAGGGGUUAUCGCUCGAAGAGGUGGCGACGACGCAGCACGUGCCAUCAUCCUAUAUACCAUGAAUACUGGAGGUCAGCUUCUCUACACGUGGUGGGGUAUCGUCCUUUAUCCCGCUGCUGAUGCGCCGUACUGGAAGAAAGGCGCCAUCGCCUUGAUGGCUGCAGUAUGCUGUUAUCUGUGCGGUCUUUACUGCAUGCAUUGGCUCGAUCAACGAACAAAAGAAGACCAUGCGAAUAGAUCAGAGGAUGAUAGCGUCGUCACUCCGGAAACACAGGUGAUAGAUUUGAAAGCUUAA
This is a messenger RNA of Exophiala aquamarina CBS 119918, 762 nucleotides long. RefSeq lists its product as uncharacterized. NCBI's taxonomy places the organism in Eukaryota, Fungi, Ascomycota, Eurotiomycetes, Chaetothyriales, Herpotrichiellaceae. Bases 1 to 762 code for a protein of 253 amino acids. Gene Ontology annotation, biological process: pantothenate import across plasma membrane. Gene Ontology annotation, cellular component: plasma membrane. The transcript has 4 exons. Gene Ontology annotation, molecular function: pantothenate transmembrane transporter activity. The record is from RefSeq and is a predicted model, not a curated record.